UACGAAAGGGUAGAUUCAUUGCUCCUUUACGAAGGGGAGAUUCCAAAGAGCCCUCUUGUUCAAAAUGAGAAACAAUAUCAUCAAUAUUUAACAAAAUCCUUUCCGAAGAAAAUCAAGAGAAUUCAGAGCGAUGUCAUCAUUGUCAAGCCUUCCUGAAGAGGUUCAGGUAGACAUCUUUCUCAGAUUACCGGAUAAUUCAAUCUUAGCAUGUAGAUGUGUGUGCAAGCCCUUGUGUAAUCUACUUUAUAAACCUAGUUUUAUCAAGAAUCACCUUAAUCUAUCAAUUCAAAGUAACCGUAGAUUCAUGUUAGCUAUCGAUGAUAACAAAGAGAUGUACUCUAUAAAUUAUGAUUCAAGAUCAGCAUCAUCAUCAAGAGUUGUAGGUAAUAGAGCUGUUCAUGUUGGUUACCCAUUUUGGGAUAAGAAUAUUAAAACCCUUGUAGCUGUGGGUUCUUGUAAUGGCUUGAUUUGCUUAGGAAUUUCUAGUGGUAGAAAGAAUAUUGAUGAGAAAAGUUGUAUUUGUGUUUGGAACCCAUCAACUGGUGAAUAUCAGAACAUUGAAAUCCCGGUGAACGACUUCAAUUAUUCGAGUGAAUUAAGCUACUCCGUUAGAUAUGGGUUCGGAUAUGACAGCAACAUAGAUGAUUACAAGUUAGUCAGAAUUUUAGAUAAUGAAAUUGAAGUCUAUACUUUAGGGUCUAAGUCAUGGAAAACUAUUCAAUGCACAGAACGUUACAUCGCAAUUCCUGGUCACAAUAGACGUUUGAAUGUUAAAAGAAGACUCUCCGGUGUUCUUCAUAAUGGAUCCGUUCACUGGUUAGGUGGAACUUCGACUGAAGUUAUAGUCUUUUUUGAUAUUAACAACGAGACAUUCAUGGAUAUUCCCUUUCCUGAAGAAGCUUUGCCACCUCUACCAGGUGACCGAAUUCAUAAAGAUGUGGGUGUGUUUGGAGACUGCCUGUGCGUAGCUGUUGUUGUUGUAGGUUUUAUGACUGAGGUGUGGGUGAUGCAAGAUUAUGGAGUAAGAGAAUCUUGGGUUAAACAGUUUACAAUUAAUGGACCAUCGGUGGAAAUAAUUUGCUUACCACUAAUGCCAAGAUGCUAUCAAUAUUCUUUUUCCAAGCCAACAUGGUCUCUUGAAAAUGGGGAGAUUCUAAUAGAUGAGCACCGGGGUUUGGUAUCAUAUGAUCAAAGUAAUGGGAUAACUAGGCGGGAUUUGUUCGACAGUAUGGCUACGAGCAGGUAUAUAGCAAGCUAUGUGAAAAGCCUAGCCUAUAUGAAGUCAGGUACUUAUAUGGAGAAAAGAACUACCAACGGAGACCAGAAGAAGCGUAAGUGACAAACAUUGAGGUAAACAUGUAUAAGAAUCAUUUUGAGAUCUCAUCACCAGUGAUAAUUGUCGCCAACAAUGGAAAUGCACUCACUGUCGUGAAGGCACAAUAUAAAUCUCUGCAAGAUAGUGUGUGUGACAAUGGUCUAAGAAUCAAGCUUUUGCUUGAAUUAUGAGAUUUUUUAUUUUUUUUCGGAUGUUGGUUGAGGGUGAAUCCGUUUACCUUAAAACAAGGAGGGUGAAUCCGUUUGUUUAUCCGGGUGCAACUGCUUUUAAUAAAUUUUCAUAUGAACUUCUUAUCGCCAGCGGGGCUAAAUUUUUGUGAAUGCCAGAAGAAAUUGUUCGGCCCCAAUAGUGAAUUUCCCUGGCUCCAUCACUCAAAUCAACAUAAAUCAUCGAAAAUAAGGAAGGUGUGAUCUGUUUUUUUUUCCUAGUGAUGCAACUUAUUUUGCUUA
Molecule: messenger RNA, 1785 nt
Organism: Papaver somniferum (opium poppy)
Lineage: Eukaryota; Viridiplantae; Streptophyta; Magnoliopsida; Ranunculales; Papaveraceae
Product: F-box protein CPR1-like
Exons: 2
Coding region: 131-1339 (402 amino acids)
Molecular function (GO): protein binding
Source: RefSeq, a predicted model, not a curated record